UACAGAAGCAAGCUGUAUCUUUUGAGUUCCUGAAUUUUCCAUGUGCUGUACGUUACUAGACAGCCUUAGCGUUUGCCUUGGUUAUUUUCUUGAAGGACUAUUUGACCACUGUUUAGGGGGCAGACUGGGUGUCAAAAUCGGCCAAUAUUUAAUAAUUAUAGGCCUAUGCCACAAGACCAUGAAGAUGGGUAUCCAAUGGACCUCAUUCACCAAUCUUAGCAAAGUUGGUGCACAGGCUGCUAAAAAAACAAGAAUAGAAGUUGAGACUGAUCCUGAAAAACUGUUGAAGUACUGUUGUGGUGCAAAUAUAUAUAUUGAGGGAAAAGACCCUGAACUAAAACCAGAUUCUGAAUACCCUGCCUGGCUCUGGAAUUUACGUAUAGAGCGUGGUAGAACAAAACUUUCUGAAUUGAAUCCAGAAACACCAGCCUAUUGGAAACGUUUGUCUAGAAUAAAUUACACGAACAAUAUUAGGAUAAAAACUAGAUUACAAAGACUCAAGGCCAUUCAAUAUCCAGAUGAUAAAAUUCCUUAAAAAAUGAUAUUGUGUUAAGGAAACAUUUGUUAUUCUUAAAAAAAAAACAACACAUGUAAUAAAAAUACUUUAAAAAUGUAAA
Biomphalaria glabrata is the source of this 617-nucleotide messenger RNA. Its product is annotated as 39S ribosomal protein L54, mitochondrial-like. The record is from RefSeq and is a predicted model, not a curated record. The transcript has 3 exons. The coding region runs from base 41 to 535 and encodes 164 amino acids. Lineage: Eukaryota; Metazoa; Mollusca; Gastropoda; Planorbidae. Gene Ontology annotation, cellular component: mitochondrial large ribosomal subunit. Gene Ontology annotation, molecular function: structural constituent of ribosome.